Molecule: messenger RNA, 1515 nt
Organism: Sclerotinia trifoliorum
Lineage: Eukaryota; Fungi; Ascomycota; Leotiomycetes; Helotiales; Sclerotiniaceae
Source: the annotation of a GenBank genome assembly
GCAACCAAAGACAGAAAAGCGCAGUGGCCUAGGUAUAUUUUUUAUCAUUACCUCGCCCCGCUCAUGACACCCAUUCACUCUUUGGCCCUGUUGAUUCUUAAACCUCUUAACCCGCAGAUCUGGGAACUCUUUUCAGAGACUUUCAACGACCUGCCUUAAAACAUUCACACGUCUCAUAACUCCGAGGAUCCCACAGAUUCAAUACCAACUUUUUGUAUCACCUCAAACCUCAAACUCAUUAGAUAUCACGGAUCAGACGACGUCCGAAUCUUUCAAAUGUCUUGAUACAACGAUUACCGGGUCCUCCUUACAAUAACGGCUAUCAUCUCAUCUUUCUACCACAUAAUAUUCCCCCGCCGCUCGGAUGCCCGCUGUCAGAAAAGAUCAGAUAAUCAUCUCAAGGGCUUUUCCCUUCAAACAGAACCUUAAACAUCCUGUCAUUAUCUUGACCAGGAGUAUCCAGCCUGAUACAAGCUACGAGGAAGAACAUUUCCUCCAGCCCAGUGAUCGCGUUCCUGGUGCGUGGGGAUAUAGGUAGAGAGAGAUUCGCCUCGCUGUUAACGGUUUUUUUACAACAGCGCUGUGCACUCUUUAUCGUCGAUAGCAUUCUUUUACGGUUGACGCAAUUUUACUUUCGUUAUUCACAAUUCCGCUGGCUCGGGAACUUUUUAUUUAUUAAGAUUUUUUAAACGAUACAACGAACAGUACCAGCGAUACCCUUUUUGUUAUUUCUUAUACCUUACGACUCGAUACCCAGAACUUCUUUUCACAUAAUACCAGUUCUUUCUUCAUACAAAGAUAUAAUGGGAAGACUUAUUAAGAACCAUUGGGCACGUCUAAUAGUCCUCACUGCCGCCAUCUGUUAGUAUUCACUAAUAUUGAUUUCAUCCCAUACAUAAAGCUAAUGAGAGACAAACUAGAUCAAGUCGCAGCCGCAAUCGAAGGAUUCUUCUGGCCCAAGGUCUUCUGGGAUUUCCUCACCAAAAAUCUCGACGGAGCAGUUAAACCCAUUCCAAUACUGCAAAUAAUAAACCUGCUCUUUGGUCUAUUUAUGCUAGCUUGGGAGUGGCCACUCGGAUUUUUAGUCGGCACUGCCUUUCACCGCAGCAUAGAGGCUCGACUCGUUGUUCUUCCUUUAACGGCAUUGGCUGCCGCGUUACUAUACCAAGCGACCAAUCCUGCCAUUUACUAUACAAUUGCGCUGGUGGUAUAUUUCUGGGCGUACAGCGAAGGAGAAGUAAUAGUCGGGGUAUGGAAACUUCCACCUCGACGAUCUACGUCGGGAAAAGUAUAGUAGAAAAGAUGAACGAAACGAAACGACCUGGGGGAUGGAAAAGGGAAGGAAGGGAAAUGGCAGCGAUGGAAUAUUGGGCAUCGGUAUUGAUAUGGACAUAUAUGAAUGACUAUGACUUCUCAGUCGCCUGGUUGCACAUCAGGGUUGGAGUUUUAGGGACUUUUGUUUAUGCAUCAGCGACCGGCGUUCAAUCAUGGAUGUGAGUAAUGUGGGAUGGAGGG